Mesorhabditis belari is the source of this 2208-nucleotide messenger RNA. The record is from the annotation of a GenBank genome assembly. Lineage: Eukaryota; Metazoa; Nematoda; Chromadorea; Rhabditida; Rhabditidae.
AUGUUUGAAUUGAAUCUGAAUCGAACGGAUUUCGCGCAAGUGGGGACGACAAACCGAAAUUGCAUGAAAGUGAUCCCCGUUGAUAAAGCCGAACUACGCAAGAAGGGACGCGGACUCGACAAGAUUGUGGUUGGAAGUCAAAAUGGAUGCGUGAUAUGCAUUUGUCGUAAGCACAACGAUACGCAAAUCGUUUACAAAACUCUGCCGGGUGCUGCCAUUGAAGCUGUUUGUCUGGGUGGAGCUCUUGGAAGUGUUCAGGAUAAGGUUUUUGUCUCCUCGGAAAACACGGUGAGAGGAAUCAGCAAAAAGGGAAAACAGUUCUUCAACUUUGAGACAAAUAUGGCUGAACAUGCGAAGAAGAUGUACAUUUAUGGUGUAGACCUAGUGCUUUGUGGGAAAAAGAGCUACAAUCACUAUCACGAUUGUGCAGAUGCAAAUUAUGUGUUAUGCAAUGAAGAGAUUCACGAUGUGGUUGUUUUGGCGAUGGAGGGAGCCUGGGGAGGACGGGCUUUCACGGCUAUACUCGCGUGCAACGAUGGAACUAUAAAGGUAAUCGAAGGCUCAAAAGUUGACUACGAGAUUCAGCUGAGUGACAUCCCGUACACACUCUAUCUUUUUAUGGGUGAUGGUGGCUUUAAUCGUCAAAUGGUUUUGUAUGGGACAAAAGGUGGUCGAAUUGGCUUACUCGAAGUGCCCGCCGGUGGUGGACAAAUCAUCUGGGAGAUCAACACUACCACCGCUGCUGCUGUCACUUGUAUCAUUUGCUAUGCGAUGACUGGGAACUCAUCUCCAGAUAUUAUUCUUGGAAAAGAAGACGGACUCGUUGAAAUUUACACUGUGGACGAGUCGGAUAAAACGAAUUUCAAGCAGAGCUAUCAAUGCGAAGAGAGCAUCACAGGAAUUGGCUGUGGAAGAAUUUCAAACGAGGAGGUUGACGAACUUAUAGUGUGUACUUAUACGGGCUGGCUCUUUUCUUUGAGUCGGCAAGCAUUCGGCGCCACUCCAGCUCCAAACGAAAAGGGACAACUUCCACCCACUCAACCAAUUCAUGUGAAAGUUCAACAAUUGAAAAAUGAACUGGAUGAGUUGGAGGCGAAAGUGAACGAGGAGAGAAAUCGGUACGAAGAAUUGACGAGGAAAGGAGGCAAGACUUCAGCUUUCGUCCCACACUUUCAGGUACAUGAUAAUUUCACCUUCAACAGCACUCAUUGUUGCUAUAUUUUAACGCUAGAGCUGGUGAUCCCCAUUGACUACAUUGUUAUUCAGAGUGAAGUCGAUAUGAAACUUCUUGAAGCUGAAAAGAAUACGGCCGUUAUUUCGCAUACUGAAGCCGAAGAGAUGGGUUGGAAAGUGUUGGCUACAUAUCGCUGUCAAGCUAACACGACGCGAAUCGAGCUGAGACUGCAAGUCGAUGAUGGCGUUGCUGGUGCACUGCAUGUCUAUGUUUGCCCAAAGAUUCACCCAAAAAUGUGUCAGUCUCGUACCUACGAAGUGAAACCGUUGGCCACGUACACGAGAGUGCACGCAUUUGAUGUGGCUCGACCGAAGAACACUCUUUCGUUCACUGGAAGCUUUUCAUUGGCGGAAGCGCAUGCGUGGUUGGUGCAAUGUCUACCAUCACUUCCACCUAGACCUCCACCACAGGACUCGGUUCAGUUUAACUUUCAGUCAACAGUCAACGGCGGGACACAGCUUCAAGUCUCUUAUAGUCGCGGUUCGAUCAUUUUCACGUCCGACUCAAUGUCAGCGAUCGCGAUUGUGCGCGAGAAUAUUAGUGAAGAAUUGACUCGACGACAGAUCAAAGCUGCCACUCAUUGUGAUCUUGAUGAAGCUAGCAUUGACUAUUGUCUAAAGUUGUUGAAUCCAAAAAUGUCUCAUUUACACGAAGUGGAAAGGCGCAAGAAUUUCGCUCUUGCCUUGAAGGAACUCGAGGCGAAUAACGAGUCGAUCGAGGAUUGGAUCACCGAUGAAUACGCGGCAAUUCUCCGAGAUCACAACAAAAUCUUCGAAGAAGCCGCCAGAGACAGCCUACAAGACAGCAACAUUGUCAGCAUUUACGAGGAUCUAUUGUUAUAUCGAGGAGUUCUGAUGGGAAUGAAUGCUCGUGGAAGAUUGCCCGCUCUUCGCGAACUCCUUUUCACCAAUUAUAGCCUCGAGAACGUUAAAACUUUCUUCAAAUCAACAGGCAAUGAUGCGGAUAUGAAAAAG